AAAAAACAUAGGACUCUUUGAAAUUAAAAAAUAAGAAAAAACCGCAUUUUAAUUUUUAAUUUUUUAUCUUAUUUAAAUAAAUUGAAUAAUAACUAAUAAUCAGAAAUAUAAAUCGUGUUAAAAUUAUUUUUUUUUUUCUCAAUUUUAACUACAUUCAAAAUUGUUGUUAUUAUCUUGUUCUUUUAAAAAAAAAAAAAAAAAAACUUUAAAAUUGUAAUUUAAUUUUAUAAAAACUAAAAAAGAAAGAUACAAGACGAAACAGAAAAAAAAUUUGCAUUAAGAAAAGCGGGAAAAAAAAAAACGUUUUCUUUUAUUGUUUAUUAUAAUCCCCCCCGAAAAAACCACCCUGGAUAAUCUCUUCGUAUUAUGGGUAAUUGCUUGAAAUGUUUUCAAACAUCAACAACAAACGAUCAAGUAAAUUCUUUAUCUUCAACAACAAAUCAAAUAAACGUAUCACUUUCUGCUGGACAUCAUCAAAAUACUGAUACAAGAGGUGGCGGCUUUAAAAUUGAUCGGGGUAAUGUGCUGAAAGGUGAUCGUCCUGGUGAAACUGAUGAGCUACUUGCUGUGAGUCCAAUUAAUUCAAUUAAUUUGAAGCGACAAAAUCUUGAUACCAAACAACGUAAUAGUUUUAAAAAAUCUAUUCCAUUUUUAAACGGUAACACAGCUAGUAUGGGGGACAUUAUAACAACAGUUAAAGAACCAAUUCAGGUUUCAGAUAAUACAUUAAAUUUAUUAUUUGAAGAAUAUAAAGAUCCAGAUGAAGAUGAAAUUUUAGCAGAAGGUAUUGAACGUUUAUGUAAAGAUUUAGGUUAUCAGCCAGAUGAUUUUGCAAUAUUAGUAUUAGCAUGGCGAUUAGAUGCAUCACAAAUGUGCCGUUUUACAAAAUCAGAAUUUAUUGGUGGUUUACAUAAAAUGACAGCAGAUACUAUUGAAACAAUACGUUUAAGACUGGAACAAACAAUUGAAAAACUUAAAACUGAUUCAGAUAUGUUUAAACAAUUGUAUCGUUUUACAUUUAGAUUUGGAUUAGAGGAAAGUAAUCGAAUAUUAUCAUUAGAUAUGGCAAUAAUACUAUGGCGUCUAGUAUUUACUGUAAAUGAACCACAACUAUUGCAACGAUGGUUAUACUUUUUAGAACAACAUCCGAAUAUACGUGGUAUACCAAAAGAUACAUGGAAUAUGUUCUUAAAUUUUUCCGAACAAUGUGAUAUUAGUAAUUUACAUUUAUAUGAUGAUACUGAAGCGUGGCCAAGUUUAUUUGAUGAUUUUGUGGAUUAUGAAAAAACAAAUUUAAAAUUAAAUAAAAAUAAUCUUAAUAAUAACGAUAAUGAUAAUAACAAUCAUGAAAAAGGCAACUCGGAUACGAGUGAUAUUUUAUAGUAUUAAAUGUAUUAAAUUAAUUUUUUUUUUAUUUUUUAAUUUUUUAAAUUAUAAAUAUUAUUAUUAUAAUAUUAAAAAAAAAAUAACAUGUAAUUGUAAUUAAAAAAAUUAAAACUUUUUUUUUUAACAAAUUUUCGAUAUUAAUGAAGAAGAAAAUUAAUAUAAUAUUAGUAAAAAAAAAUUAAUUGUUUUUAAGUUGUAAAUAGAAAAAUAAUUUCUUACAAUUAAAAAUUAAUCUUUAAUUUUUCGUCCUUUUAAUUU
This is a messenger RNA of Condylostylus longicornis, 1644 nucleotides long. RefSeq names its product DCN1-like protein 3 (gene SCCRO3). The transcript has 4 exons. The record is from RefSeq and is a predicted model, not a curated record. Gene Ontology annotation, biological process: positive regulation of ubiquitin-protein transferase activity; protein neddylation. Gene Ontology annotation, cellular component: ubiquitin ligase complex. NCBI's taxonomy places the organism in Eukaryota, Metazoa, Arthropoda, Insecta, Diptera, Dolichopodidae. Gene Ontology annotation, molecular function: cullin family protein binding; ubiquitin conjugating enzyme binding; ubiquitin-like protein binding. Bases 367 to 1383 code for a protein of 338 amino acids.